Molecule: messenger RNA, 4097 nt
Organism: Sapajus apella (tufted capuchin)
Lineage: Eukaryota; Metazoa; Chordata; Mammalia; Primates; Cebidae
Product: A disintegrin and metalloproteinase with thrombospondin motifs 7-like
Biological process (GO): extracellular matrix organization
Cellular component (GO): extracellular matrix
Molecular function (GO): metalloendopeptidase activity
Source: RefSeq, a predicted model, not a curated record
UCGUGGCUGCCGGGGUCAUCUCAGCCCUGGUUGUCCGUGUGGCUCAAUUCUCUCCAGAACUGCUGCCCCCAGAAGGCCCCCAAACUUUCCUCCAGUUUCUCCAGGACAGCAAGGAGUCGAGGGGUGGGCCGGCGGGCAGCCUCGUCUUCGCCACACUGCGGCAGCAGGAGUGUCUGGUGGGUACAGAUUGUGUCUGCUCUUGUCUGCCCGGUUCCCUGCCACUGCUGCCAGGGAAUGCUGCUGGAGGAAGGCGAGACCGCAGGUGGGGCCUGUGCCUGGAUGAUUCUCCUGCCAAGUACAUCAUCGACUUCCCCUCAGUGCCGCCCAGCGUCCUCUAUGAUGUGAGCCACCAGUGCCGCCUCCAGUACGGGGCCUACUCUGCCUUCCACGACAACAUGGAUAAUGUCUGCCGCACACUUUGGUGUUCUGUCGGGACCACCUGUCACUCCAAGCUGGAUGCAGCCGUGGACGGCACCUGGUGUGGGGAGAACAAGUGGUGUCUCAAUGGGGAGUGGGUACCUGUGGGCUUCCGGCCUGAGGCCGUGGACGGUGGCUGGUCCAGCUGGAGCACCUGGUCCAUCUGCUCAUGGAGCUGUGGCAUGGGUGUGCAGAGCGCUGAGCGGCAGUGCACGCAGCCUGUGCCCAAAUACAAGGGCAAGUACUGCGUGGGCCAGCGGAAGCGUUUCUGCCUCUGCAACCUACAAGCCUGCCCCUCUGGCUGCCCCUCCUUCCGCCAUGUCCAGUGCAGCCAAUUUGACGCUAUGCUCUACAAGGGCAAGCUGCACACAUGGGUGCCUAUGGUCAAUGAUGUGAAGAACACCUGUGAGCUGCACUGCCGGCCCUCAAAUGAGUAUUUUGCCGAGAAGCUGUGGGACGCUGUGGUUGAUGGCACCCCCUGCUACCAGGGCAGGGUCAGCCAGGACUUCUGCAUCAAUGGCAUCGGCAAGAAUGUGGGCUGUGACUUCAAGAUUGACUCCGGUGCCAUGGAGGACCGCUGUGGCGUGUGCCACGGCAAUGGCUCCACCUGCCACACCGUGAGCGAGACCUUCGUGGAGGCCGAGGGCCUGGGGUGUGUGGACGUGGGUCUGAUCCCAGCUGGCGCACGUGAGAGCCGCAUCCAGGAGGUGGCGGAGGCUGCUAACUUCCUGGCACUGCAGAGCGAGGACCCGAAGAAGUACUUCCUCGACGGCGGCUGGACCAUACAGUGGGACAGGGACUACCAGGUGGCAGGGACCACCUUUGCAUACGCAUGCAGGAGCAACUGGGAGAACCUCACGUCCCCAGGUCCCACCAACGAGCCUGUCUGGAUUCAGCUGCUGUUCCAGGACAGCAACCCUGGGGUGCGCUAUGAGUACACCGUCCACAGGGAGGCAGAUGGCCAUGGCGAGGUCCCACCGCCCGAGUUCUCCUGGCAUUACGGACCCUGGACCAAGUGCACAGUCACCUGCGGCACAGGUGUGCAGAGGCAGAAUGUGUACUGCUCGGAGUGGCAGGCAGGGCCUGUGGACGAGGGGCACUGUGACCCCCUGGGCCAGCCCGAUGACUGCCAGAGGAAGUGCAGUGAGUAGCCCUGCCCUGCCAGGUGGUGGGCAGGUGAGUGGCAGCUGUGCUUCUGCGGGCCUGGGGGCCUCUCACGCCGGGUCAUGCUCUGCAUCCGCAGCGUGGGGCUGGAUGAGCAGAGCGCCCUGGAGCCGCCCGCCUGUGCCCCCUGGCCCCCAGCUAAAACCCCCUGCAACCGCCACGUGCCCUGUCCGGCCACCUGGGCUGUGGGGAACUGGUCUCAGUGCUCAGUGACAUGCGGGGAGGGCACUUGGCACCGAAGUGUCCUCUACACCCGUGACACUGGUGUCCCCUGUGACGAGGCCCAGCAGCCAGCCUGACAAGUCACCUGCUCUCUGCCACUCUCCACGGCUCCGGACACAUUGGUCCCUGAAGGCUCAGGCAGCGGCUCUUCCAGCUACGAGCUCUUCAACGAGGCUGACUUCAUCCCGCGCCACCUGGCCCCACGCCCUUCACCCACCUCAGCACCCAGGCCAGCCAGCAUGGGCAACGCCAUCGACGAGGAGGCCCUGGAGCUGGACCCGCUGGGGCCCGUAUUUGUGGACGACUUCUACUACGACUACAAUUUCAUCAACUUCCACGAGGACCUGUCCUAAGGGCCCUUUGAGGAGCCCAAUGUAGACCUGGCGGGGACAGGGGAUGGGACGCCUACACCACAUGGCCGUCCUGCUGCACCCUCCACAGGUAGCCCCGUGUCUGCCACAGAGCCCCCUGCAGCCACGGAGGAGGGGGCACCGGGACCUUGGUCCCCUAGCCCUUGGCCCAGUCAGGCCGGCCGCUCCCCACCCCCACCCUCAGAGCUGACCCCUGGGAAUCUGGUCAAUUUCCUGCCUGAGGAACACACCCCCAUAGGGGCCCCAGACCUUGGGCUCCCCAGCCUGCCCUGGCCCAGGGUUUCCCAUGAUGGCGUGCAGAUGCCUGCCACCCCUGGGGGCCAAAAUGACUUGGUUGGUGAGGACAGCCAGCGCCAGCUGUCCUCUCCAUGGCGGGACAGGACCAAUGAGGUUUCCAAGGACGAUGAGGAAUCUGGAGGCUGCGGAGCCCCCCACCUGCCCCUGAGACCCAGCCCCAUGCUGCACCCUUUGUCCCCCGUCGGCAGCACCCACUCCUCUCCUGGUACUGAUGUGGUGGAGCUGUGGACAGGAGGGACUGUAGCCUGGAAGCCAGCUCUGGAGGGUGGCCUGGGGUCUGGGGACAGUGAGUUGAGGCCCACUGUGGAGGCAGCUCCUCCCCUUCCUCCUCCCAUAGUCCCUCUGCCAGAGACGGAAGGCAGGGACAGCCCCCUGCAGCCGGGGACUCCCAACUCCCCAACCCCAGGACCAAGCUCCUGGGACCUGCGGACGGUGGCAGUGUGGGGCACCUUUCUCCCCACAAUCCUUACUGGCCUCGGGCACACACCUGACCCUGACCCUGACCGUGCCCGGAGCCCGGGACCUGAGGGCCAGCCCGAGUCCCAGCCUGAGGUGCCCCUGAGCUCUGGGCUGCUGUCCACGCCAGCUUGGGACAGCCCUGCAAAUAGCCGCAGAGCCCCUGAGACCCAGCCCCUGGCCCCCAGCCUGGCUGAGGCAGGGCCCCCUGUGGACCUGUUGGCUGCCAGGAACGCCAGCUGGAAACUGGAGCGAGGCAACUGGUCAGGGUGCUCCACCACCUGCGGCCUGGGUGCCGUCUGGAGGCCGGUGUGCUGUAGCUCCGACCGGGUUGAGGACUGCGCCCCUGCUGGCCGGCCCCAGCCUGCCCACCGCUGCCACCUGUGGCCUUGUGCCACCUGGCACUCGGGCAACUGGAGUAAGUGCUCCUGCAGCUGUGGUGGAGGCUCCUCAGUGCGGGAUGUGCAGUGUGUGGGGACACGGGACCUCCGGCCACUGCAAUCCUUCCGUUGUCAGCCGGGGCCAGCCAAGCCACCCGCGCACCGGCCCUGCAGGGCCCAGCCCUGCCUCAGCUGCUACACUUCUUCCUGGAGGGAGUGCUCUGAGGCCUGUGGUGGUGGUGAACAGCAGCGUCUGAUGACCUGUCUGGAGCCAGGCCUCUGCGAGGAGGCACUGAGACCCAAUGCCACGAGGCCCUGUAACAUUCACCCCUGCACGCAGUGGGUGGUGGGGCCCUUGGGCCAGGUGAGCUGGGCUGUGUGGAGGAGCAGGGAGCAAGGGCUUGGCAGCACCUGGUCGGUCCUGGGUUGGGUGAAACAGCUAUUGAGUGUGGCUGAGAGCCAGGCUGUCUCUGGCCACUACUCGUGCAGCAGUGACUGGACGAGGUCCUGCCCUGCUGGUGCUCACAGCCUGCCAGGGAGAAACAGACAAGGAAAGGGCAUGUGUGUUGUGAUGUCAGGGAAGGCCUUUCCAGGAGGGGCCUCGAGUUGAGACCCGAGGGAGGAGUCAGUGAUGCCAAGGACAGGGAUAAAAGGGACAGUAGGUGUGAAGUCUGAGGCAGGAAUGACGAACUUGGGGCGAUCAGGGAGCCUGGCAAAGGCCAGCGGCAGAAGGGGGCAGAAGAGGAGCCUCAGGUGGGCAGGACACCUUCUGCCAGGUCUGUUUAGAACG